AUGGGAUUUUUCGAUUAUUUCUUUGGAAAAAAAAAAGAACCUGAAAAAUAAGCUCCUCAACCACAACCUGUUGUUCAAUAGCCAAAAUCAAAUAAAUAGAUUGAAGAAGAAGUUUAUUAUUUUUUAUUAUAUUUAGAAUUGGGUAUACGCUUCAAUACUUUAAUAUUUGAUAUCCCCAAUCUGGAAUAUUACUAUUUCUGAAUUUGUAGAUUAAAACUGCAUCGUUUUUGAUGAUGAAGAAGAGAAUAAGUUAGAAUAUUAAGCCUUAUUCAAAAAAUACAAAAAGAUGAUGGCCAAUCUUAUUGACAAUAUGAUGAAUGAGUUAGGUGUAAAUGAAGAGUAAUUUGCUGAAUAAGUAGAAAAAGGAUUAAAACAUCCUAAAGAUAAAUAGGUAUUUGAAAAACUAUUAACAAUUGAUAACUUUUUGGUUUUCAAAACAUCAAUGAUUAAGAGAAACAAAGAAUUAGAAUUAGAAGCAUUAAAAGAAAUCGAAAAGUAAGAUCAGAAAAAGUAUAUGAUACUUAUUAUUUAUUAGAAUUUAAAAAGGAUAAGCUGUUAAUGUCUAAAAUAAUCCAAACAUUAAAUUACUUGAAAUGGAAGCAGAAAAGGCUGAAUUAGAACAUGCUUUGUAAAUGUCUUUAGCAGUUGAAGAAGAAAAAAAGAAGAUGUUAACAGAAGAGGAUAGAUAAUUAUAAGAAGUAUUAAGGUAGAGCUUAGUUGAAUUUUAGUAAUUAAUUUUAUUUAUUUCUUAGAUAAGGUUUAAAAAAAUAAAGAGAUGCUUUAGAACUCAAAACUAAGGAAUUAAAAAGAGCUAAAGAAGAAUAAGAAUAAAAAGCAUUUGAAUUAGAAUAAUAAUUAAGAUUAUAAUCAUAAUAAUAAUAAUAAUAAUAAUAAUAAUAAUAAUAAUAAUAAUAAUAACCAUUAUAAUUAUAAUAAUAACCAAUUAAAUAAUAAGUUAAUCUAAAUUCAGAUGGUACACCUACUCCAAUUCUAAAAUCUGUAAAAUAUAUAUCUAAAUUUAGGAAUAUCAAUUAUAAAGUCAAGUUUAAUAAGGUCCUACUAUGGCUGAAUUUUAUUAAGUUUAAAAUAACAAUAUUCCCUAACCAGAAAAAGUAGAAUAAGUAUAACAAUAGAAAGAUUCAAUACCUAUUUUAUAAUCUAAAAAACUUGAUAAAUUAUCGCAUAAAGCUGUUUUACCAUCAAUCUAAGGUUAGGCUUAACCUAUAAUAUAAUAAGCAGAUUCAGUUAUUUAAUUUGAAAUGGAUGUAGCAGUAGAUGAUGUUGGUGUUAAAAAAUCAGUUAUUGCAAAUUUAGCUUCUUAAAAGACUACUGAAAUAAAUAAUGUUGAAUAAGUUGAAAGUAUAGAAGAUAGAAAAAAAAGAUUAAUAAAAUAAAGGGAAGAAAUUAGAAAGAGAAAAGAGGAAGAAAAUAAAAAGACUUUAGAAUAAUAUAAAUAAUAGCAAGCUAAUGUAUAAAUUUAUUUUGUCUUUUUAGGAAGUAAAUAAUAAUAAAGAAGAUGAUGCUUUUUCAAUCCAAAGAAAAAAUACUUAAGAUGAACUUCAAAGAAAAAGAGAACUAUUAGAAAAGAAGAAAAAUGAAAUUAAAAUGCAGAAAGAAAAAAUGGAAAAAGAAAAAAAUGAAAAUUAAGAAUAUGAUGUUGAUUUAUCAUGA
Molecule: messenger RNA, 1671 nt
Organism: Paramecium pentaurelia
Lineage: Eukaryota; Ciliophora; Oligohymenophorea; Peniculida; Parameciidae
Source: the annotation of a GenBank genome assembly